Messenger RNA from Neurospora crassa OR74A, 2084 nucleotides. RefSeq names its product vacuolar aspartyl aminopeptidase Lap4. The transcript has 3 exons. The coding region runs from base 142 to 1749 and encodes 535 amino acids. Gene Ontology annotation, cellular component: fungal-type vacuole. NCBI's taxonomy places the organism in Eukaryota, Fungi, Ascomycota, Sordariomycetes, Sordariales, Sordariaceae. Gene Ontology annotation, molecular function: zinc ion binding; metalloaminopeptidase activity. Gene Ontology annotation, biological process: proteolysis. The record is from RefSeq and is a predicted model, not a curated record.
GCUGUUCACCGACCGACCGCCUUCCUUUCUGUUGCCAUCUCGUGCGUGUCAUCAUCUCGUCCUCUUGUUCCUCCCUGUCAUCUUCUCAUUUCUCUUCUCUCCAAAACAUACAAAUCCAUCCGCAUCACCCAGAUAUACACAAUGGUCCGCGCCACUCCCGAAUAUCUCGCUGCCCGUACAUCCAUGAUGUCUCUCCGAGCGCAAGCCCUCGAGCAGUCCAUGAUGGCCUCGCAAACAUACUACGCUCCUCCUCAGCAGCCCCAGCAGCCUGUUGCUGCCAACCAGAUCAAUGCCAAGGACAUCAAGCCCGAGGCUUUCACCAAGCCAUACCUCGAGUUCAUGACCGAGAACCCAACCGUUUUCCACGCUGUUGGUUACUUCAAGGAGAAGCUUGACAAGGCCGGCUACAAAGAGCUUCACAGCAGAGACUCCUGGUCUGGCCAGAUCAAGCCCGGCGGCAAGUACUACACCACUCGCAAUGGCAGCUCCAUCAUCGCCUGGGCCGUCGGCAAGGCGUAUAAGCCAGGCAACGGUCUUGCUAUGGUCGCCGGUCACAUCGACGCCCUCACAGCCCGCCUCAAGCCUAUCAGCACCAAGCCUAGCCACGAUGGCUAUGUCCAGCUCGGCAUUGCCCAGUAUGCCGGCGCUCUCAACAGCACAUGGUGGGACAGAGACUUGAGCAUCGGUGGUCGUGUCAUUGUUAAGGAUCCCGAGACGGGCAAGACCUCUACCAAGGUCGUCAAGCUUGAUUGGCCCAUUGCUCGUAUCCCUACUCUGGCUCCCCAUUUCGGCAUUGGUAUGACGGGCCACAACAACCAGGAGACCGAGAUGACCCCCAUCAUUGGCCUCGAUAACAGCGACCUCAACUCCUCUUCCACCGCCUCCUCCGAGAAGCCCAUUGGCCCCAAGGGUUCUUUCGUCUCUACCCAGCCUCCUAAGCUCGUCAAGCUCAUUGCUUCCCAGCUCAAGCUUGAGGACUACACCAACAUUCUCAACUGGGAGCUCGAGCUCUACGACUCUCAGCCCGCCCAAGUUGGUGGUAUCGACAAGGAGUUCAUCUUUGCCGGCCGCAUCGACGACAAGCUCUGCUCGUGGGCCGCUUUCAUGGCCCUCCUCCACGCCCGUGACGAUGAGGACUCUGGCGUCAUCAAGCUCGUAGCGCUUUUCGACGACGAGGAGAUUGGCUCCCUCCUCCGCCAGGGUGCGCGCGGUAACUUCCUCCCCAUUGUUAUCGAGCGCACCGUCGAGGCUCUCGUUGCCAACACCAACACUCUCUACCAAAAUGCUUUCAUCGGCGGCACCGGCCUCGGCCCCGGUCUCAUGGGCCAGACGUACGCCAACUCUUUCCUCGUCUCGUCGGACGUGACCCACGCUGCCCACCCCAACUUUACCCAAACCAACCUGACCGAUCACUCUCCUCGCUUGAACGUCGGUGUGGCCCUUUGUGUCGAUGCCUCGGCGCACAUGACCACGGAUAGCGUGUCCAUGGCCAUCCUCGACCGCGUCGCCGAGCUUUCUGGCUGCGUCAACCAGAGGCACAUGAUCCGCAAUGACAGCCGGUCCGGUGGUACCGUGGGCCCUAUGCUCAGCAGUGCUAUGGGUGUCAAGGCGGCGGAUGUCGGUAUUCCCCAGUUGAGCAUGCACAGUAUCCGUGCCACGACUGGUAGCUUGGACCCCGGUCUUGGUGUCAAGUUCUACAAGGGUUUCUUGGAUGAGUGGGAGAAGGUUGAUAAGGAGUGGAGGGCUUAGAUGUCUGGUAGGACUAUUUGUUUGAUCUAACUUGAUGUGUUUAUGAUGGGACUGGGAUGGCGUGGUGUUAAUGAUGGGUUUCAAUCUGUAAUGAACUGAAUUUGAUGAGUUGCUUUUCUUGGAUAAGAGGGAGAUGAUUUGACUCGGGUUUGAUGUGACAUUAUGGUGCAUGCAGGGAGGGGUGGUGUGUUACUGCGCAGCAUAGUCUUUCGAUUUCCUAUCGUCUUAGAGUAGUGCAUAUGGUAUAGAUGAUAAACUUUGUAGAACAAUGUGAUAUCUACAAUUUUGAUGGCCAGUAAGCUUCUUAUGCUCUCUGGUAGAACCAGUAAGAUACG